Purpureocillium lilacinum is the source of this 537-nucleotide messenger RNA. Lineage: Eukaryota; Fungi; Ascomycota; Sordariomycetes; Hypocreales; Ophiocordycipitaceae. The record is from RefSeq and is a predicted model, not a curated record.
AUGGCCUCAAUUUCUGCCUCUGCCAUGCGGUGGGUCCCGCCGAGGCGUGCGUAUACUCGGUGCGAAAAUAUGCACUCAUCGAGUGUAAUUCUGCAUGCUCUUCACGCACGCUCUUACGCACGGGCCAAUCGUGGGAACAAAAGGGAGAUAUACUCCGUCCCUUGUGGGUCAAGACAGUACAGCAGCAGCAGCAGCAGGUUUUUGUCGUUUUUAAUUAACGCGGUUCGCCGUGCGGGCGCUACCUAUGCUGGCCGCCCGCAUUUCUCAACCCGGGACACCUCACUCUGCCUAUCGCUGCAGGCGCCAUGUCUAAGUCUCGCCAUCAUCAAGCGCGCGUGGCGCGAGCGAGCGGAAGGGCGACGUGUCGUUCUGAACCAACCCCAGACCAGAUGCAAGCCACGAUGCACGAACCGUGUCACUCGACGGCAGUGCGUUCGCCGAUGGGCUGCUAUUAUUAACAGGGCGCACUUGAAUAUAGAUGUAAUAUUAAAAAAAAAGCCCGGCCCGGCGCCUGAGGAGGGUGGGCGACGGGCGUGA